AGAUACAAGUGUAACACAAUAACUAGAAUAUAAAAACAAAACUCGUCUAGCUUCGUCGAGUCUCGUUGGGUCUCGUCCAGCUCUUUCACUGGAUCCAACAUCGAAAAAUAUAUUUUACAGCUGAUUUUUUUUUUCUACAUAAUGAAUGUGACAGUUUUUCUAAUUCAUAUUAUAUUGUGAUUAUCAAUUUUAUAAAAUAUAUUUUAUACAACAACUAUCGAAAAAUAAUAUCAGAUUAAAAAUAAAAAAAUAUUGAACUUUAUCAAAAAAUGUUAUCAACUUUAAUCUACAUUUUUAUUGGAGCAUAAAAUAAUUGAUUACUUUGUGUUUUUUUAUUUUUUAUUCAACAAUAUAUAUAUAUAUAUUUUUUAUUUAAAGUUUUUUUUUUUUUUUAUCGUCAUUGGCCUGGAUCCAUUGUUGAUCUGAAUAUUUAAUUGAAGCAAUUUUUAUACUCGUGUGUUGAAUGUUGACAAUUUUUAUUAACAAUUACAAUAAAUAUUAUUUAUUAAAUAUUUAUUUAAAUACAAAAUGGCAAGUGGAAAUAAACAACACAGAACAUCAUUACCAGUUAAUUUUAAUGAGCCACUUUCAUUUCUUCAGCGAGUUGCUGAAUACAUGGAAUAUUCCAAAUUAUUAAAACAGGCUGCUGCACAAGAAACACCAGUUGAAAGAUUACAGUAUGUUGCUGCUUUUGCAGUGAGUGCAUUGGCAUCAAAUUGGGAAAGAUUGGGUAAACCAUUUAAUCCACUUCUUGGUGAAACUUACGAGCUUGAAUGUGAUGAUUUUCGUAUAAUUUGUGAACAGGUGUCACAUCAUCCACCAGUAUCAGCAUUUCAUGCUGACAGUGAUGAUUUUAUAUUUCACGGUAGUAUUCAUCCAAAAUUAAAAUUUUGGGGUAAAAAUAUUGAGGUACAUCCCAAGGGUAUUGUAACUGUUGAGCUGCCAAAAUGGAAAGAAGCAUAUACUUGGCAAAAUGUCAACUGCAUAUUGCAUAAUGUACUUGUAGGACAAUUGUGGAUGGAACAAUUAGGUGCUUUAGAAAUAAAACAAAGCGGUGGUGCAAAUUUAAAAGCUACAUUGUCAUUUAAAAGUGCUGGAUGGAGUGGUAAAGACUUGCAUCGUGUUGAAGGCUUUAUAACUGAUUCAGAGAGUAAAAAACGACAUGUAUUUAUUUAUGGUAAAUGGACAGAAGGAUUGAGAGCUUGUGAAGCAAAUUUGUAUGAAGAAACAAUUGAAAAAAUUAAACGUGAAAAUAAAAGUCCACAAAAUAGUCCUGGACAUAAAAAAGUUUUAGCAAAAUUAAAUAGCUUUAAACUUGGAGCAUUUAAACCAUCUCAUCAGGAUGCAAUUGAUGAUCCAACAGCUGAUGGUGAAGAUUGUCUUCCAGUUGAUGAAAUUCCAGGAUCAAUUGAACUCUGGGAAGUCACACCAAGACCUCCAAAUAGUAGAGAUUAUUAUAAUUUUACUCAAUUUGCAAUGAGAUUGAAUGACAUGGAAUCUGGAUUUAAUGGUAAAUUAUGUCCAACUGAUUCAAGAUUAAGACCAGAUAUUAGAAAAUUAGAAGCUGGUGAUCAUGAAGGUUCAGCAAAUGAAAAAACAAGACUCGAGGAUAAACAAAGAGAUUCACGUAAAGUUAAAAAAAAUAAAAAAAUAAGUGAAGCACCAAGAUGGUUUCAGUCGAGUAUAAAUCCUUACACAGGUCAAGAAGACUGGCUUUACACUGGUAGCUACUGGGAUCGUGAUUUUUCAAAUAUUGAAGAAAUAUUUUAGAUAAAUAUUUAAUAAAUAAUAUCGAUAAAAUAAUAAUAAUAAAUAUGGCUCUAGAAUUUGGAGAAAGAUUGUUCGAAAAAAUUUAAUAAAUUUAAAAAAUUUGUCUUGUUGAUUGUGACUGUUAAAAGUGUAUUUUAAAAAUAACGAGAAUUUUAUUGAGUGUUGUGAGUAUGUAAUUUUCUCAAGUGUGUAACACAAUUACUGUGUUCAUAGAAAAAAAAAAUGAAUAUAGCCAAUGAAAAGUAUUAAUAAUAUCACAUAUGAAAAAUGAAUUUAUUAGGAUUAUUGAGGAAUUCUUUUUUUUUUUUUUUUUUGGCCAGGUUCAUCAAGGUGAAGAUUAUUUAAUAACAAAAAUAUUUUAUUGAAGUUAUUUGGUGGGUAUGUAAUACUCUGGGAUGAAAAUAACGAAAAUAUAAAUAAAUAAAAAAAAAUAGCAGUGACG
Messenger RNA from Aphidius gifuensis, 2212 nucleotides. RefSeq names its product oxysterol-binding protein-related protein 2. The transcript has 9 exons. Gene Ontology annotation, cellular component: cytosol; membrane; intracellular membrane-bounded organelle. Lineage: Eukaryota; Metazoa; Arthropoda; Insecta; Hymenoptera; Braconidae. The record is from RefSeq and is a predicted model, not a curated record. Gene Ontology annotation, molecular function: sterol binding. Bases 529 to 1770 code for a protein of 413 amino acids.